This is a messenger RNA of Cynara cardunculus var. scolymus (artichoke), 2033 nucleotides long. Its product is annotated as pentatricopeptide repeat-containing protein At2g13420, mitochondrial-like. The record is from RefSeq and is a predicted model, not a curated record. Bases 190 to 1779 code for a protein of 529 amino acids. The transcript has a single exon. NCBI's taxonomy places the organism in Eukaryota, Viridiplantae, Streptophyta, Magnoliopsida, Asterales, Asteraceae. Gene Ontology annotation, molecular function: protein binding.
UGUGUAUUUAUCUUUGAUUCUUUAUUACAUCACUGAACAACUUGCCUUGCUUGUUUUUUCUUUCUUGCAGAAUGCUAGCAAAAAGCAGUUUGGUGACCUAAAACAGAAAGUUUUCGUUUUUGUGCUGUGUAUUCAUCAAUACCGACUACCGAGUGGCAGAUCGCACUAAUCUUGAGUAACAUUUUGCCAAUGGCAUUGUGUUUCCGCCACUCCCGCCGCAUGAUGUUCACAUUGUCCCAUUUCCGUUUCGUUUCUUCAUUCUCUUGCUCAACUUUUGAUCCCAAAGAAGUUGUAGCAGAAGCCAUGACAAAACCUUCACUUCCUUCACUUGAAUCUUCUAGGGAUGCUGAUUUGAUUUCUCAGAUACUUAUCCAGCACCAUAAUCCGUUCCAUUCCAUGGAAUCAUCUCUGCAGCUUAAUGGCAUUAAGCUUACCCCAAAUCUCGUCCACCAAACCCUAAUUCGUCUCAAAAACAUCUCCAAAAUCGCCUUAGCUUUUUUCUCUUGGGCUAAAGAGCAAGCUCAAUACUCUCAUGACCCCCCUGCAUACAACCUCAUGAUCGACAUAUUGGGUAAAGUCCGACAAUUUGAUGUGGCUUGGCAAUUAAUCACCGAAAUGGACCAAAACGGCGUGAACCCAACUUCCACCACUUUUUAUGUGUUAAUCCGUCGGCUUAUAGCUGCUGGUUUGACUCGGCAAGCCAUCCGUGCAUUUGAUGAUAUGGGUUGUUUUGUUGUAAAUGAUGCUGACCAACAGCCCAUUGAUGAUUUCUAUUUCCUUUUUGACACACUCUGUAAAUAUAGCUAUCCAAAAGUCGCUACAGAGAUGUUCAAUAAAUGGAAGAGCUGGAGAUUCCAGCCUGAUGCAAAGAUGUACACGAUUCUGAUAUACGGGUGGUGUAAAGAAAACAAGUCUAAGAUGGCAGAGAGGUUCUUCAGAGAGAUGUUGGAUAGCAGAAUCGAACCUAAUGUGGUUACUUACAAUGUUCUUUUGAAUGGUAUAUGUCGGAGGUCCAGUUUACACCCUGAUGAUCGAUUCGAGAGGACACUCCAAGCCGCAGAGAACCUGCUCGAUGAAAUGCAUCAAAGAGGUAUAGACCCAGAUGUAACUAGUUAUUCAAUCGUGCUCCAUGUUUAUAGUCGAGCACAUAAGCCAGAUCUUACCCUUGAAAAGUUAAAGAUGAUGAAGGAGAAAGGCAUCCGUCCAACAUUGACAUCGUACACCUCUGUCGUGAAAUGUCUUUGUUCAUGCGGACGGCUUGAAGAUGCUGAAAAAUUGCUCGAUGAGAUGGUCUGCAAUGGGGUUACUCCAUCUGCUACAACUUUUAACUGUUUCUUUAAGGAGUAUAGGGGUAGGAAAGAUGUUGAUGGUGCUUUUAGACUGUAUAAGAAAAUCAAAGAUGAUUCCGUAUCCUUACCCGACUCACACACGUAUAACAUCCUUUUGGGGAUGUUUACGAGGUUGAACCGCUUCGAUCUUGUUAAAGUGAUCUGGGACGAUAUGAAGGUUAGUGGGGUCGGGCCGGAUUUGGAUUCAUACACGCUGUUGGUUCAUGAUCUGUGCGAAAAGCAAAAGUGGAGAGAAGCAUGUGAGUAUUUCGUUGAAAUGAUCGAAAAAGGGAUUUUGCCACAAAAGGUGACUUUUGAGAUGCUAUAUAGAGGGUUGAUACAGUCUGAUAUGUUAAGAACCUGGAGGAGAUUGAAGAAAAAGCUCGAUGAUGAGUCGAUAUCGUUUUCUUCCGAGUACCAAAAGUAUCACAUUCAACCUUAUAAAAGGUGAACAUACGUUACGAUAAUGCUCGUGGAUCAGGAGGACGACAAAGAGGGAUCUUUGGUGUUCAUUCGUUUUUGAAGUAUAUACGACAAAUGCUCACGCACACUCCACAUUUGGUGAGUUUUAAACCCUUGACGCCUGGGGUACCAUUGAACCAACGACCCUUUGGUAUCUUGGGUGUUUAUUGUUGGAUGCACAAACACAGUUAUAUGCAUAAAAAUUUUCAAGUAAUAUUAAUAUAGAUCUGUAGGUUGGUUCCU